AUGCUUGUCUCCGAUACAGGGGAUCCGGUAUCCCAAUUUCAGGGUCGGCCCGUUUACUACAGCCUGACUUCCGUUGCUCCAGGUCCAGUUCCGGUUCCAAUGCCAGUUCCAGCUCAGUAUGGUCCCGAGUACUUCGGUCCGCCGUCCAUUGGUCCUAACCCUGUUGCCUGUGGCCCUUACGGACAGCCGCUAACUUACCCUGUCAUGUUUGAGCCUGCUUCACUGGGACCUCCUUCAUAUGGCCCACCGAUGAUAGUUCCUAUGGUUCCUAGCUCUCAAUUUUUUGCCCCGACUCCUUUGAACUUUGCUUACACUAACUCGAAUUACCCCAUGGGAGCCUCCUACUCCAGCGAACCUGUUGAGGUUCCGGAGAAAGAUUCCCGUAGCUGGCUUGUUGCUUAUCGCAAAUUCAUGACCUGGACUCACACCGUGUACUAUUCAUCAAAGUCACCUGAGGCAUUUGUGAAUGCCUGGAAACGAGCCCUUGUAGAGAUGAAAGCGGCCUUUGGACCCCCAGCUCUUCCCACGGUUUUCAUCCUCAAUCAGUUCCUUGCUGCGGUCAGUGUGCAUCCCAGCACCAUUCCAUGGAUUGAGUCACUCCGGUUCAAACAAGGUUCUCUACCGGCGUCCAUUCUAGACGAAGCUUACGCCGAUUUCCUGGAGUUUGAGGCCGAUCGGCUAGGAACCGAACACUCAGUCUUGAGUGACAUAGAUAGUAUCUCCACUGACAUGGAUCAACUGGAAAUUUCCCCCAAGGAAUACUGUCCCUAUCACCGGCGUCUCACAAAGCAUCCGGUUGGCCAGUGUUAUCGAAAUCCACAAAACACGAGGCGUAAGAGGAAGUGGAGACGACGACAGACGCUAAUUGCAGCAAUGGUCGAGGCUGAGAAAAAGAGGCAGCUGUAA
Penicillium hordei is the source of this 906-nucleotide messenger RNA. RefSeq lists its product as uncharacterized. Bases 1 to 906 code for a protein of 301 amino acids. The transcript has a single exon. NCBI's taxonomy places the organism in Eukaryota, Fungi, Ascomycota, Eurotiomycetes, Eurotiales, Aspergillaceae. The record is from RefSeq and is a predicted model, not a curated record.